Messenger RNA from Prorocentrum cordatum, 4121 nucleotides. NCBI's taxonomy places the organism in Eukaryota, Dinophyceae, Prorocentrales, Prorocentraceae. The record is from the annotation of a GenBank genome assembly.
CGCGAGGCCGCGCGGAACGGAGUGAACCGCGCCCAGAAUUACUUCGAAGGGGUCUUCACGCAACGCGUAGAGGACAUGUGGCGGCAGUGCCAGGACAAGUACCAUAACCUUGCGGAGAGCACGAUGGCGCACGGCCACGCGGAGCUGUUAAGGACCGAGGCCCGCAUCGGCGGCGAGCACCAGGCGACGGCGGCACGGCUCCGGCUGGAGUCAGAGGAGCUCGCCAGCAUGGAGCGGCGCGCGGCAAAGGCGGCGAGGUCGAGCGAAAGGUCUUUCCACCUCGCCUCGGUCAGGGAGGAAAGGCACGUCGAGUUCGUCGAAUCAGUGGCGAGCGAUCGAGAACGAGCGCUUCGCAGCGAACUGGCGGACCACGACCGCGCUCUCCAGCAGGAGCUCCGCGAUCAUGACUCGCGGCGGCGCUCCGAGGUACACCAUGCCAGCGAGCAGGCGACCGCGGCGGCUCAGCAGGCGGCCAACCAUGCGGCCAUCGUGACCCGCGACGCGACGCAGCGCGAGGUCAUGAACGCAGAGGACGAGGCGAUCGUCGAGAUGCAGGACGCGCAGUCCGAACUCCACAGGUGGAGGGCCGAGGCAGAGGCCUGCCCCGACCAGUUGAACCAGGCUGCACUCCGACAUCGGCAUCCUCCAGCGCCGAUCGCAGCCCAGUGGCAGCCGCCGCCUCGUCUGGUGACAGCACCGCCACAGUCGCUGGGGGCAGCCGCCCCAGGCCUUCCACGGGCCAGAGGGUUUCUGGCUGGUGUGGCGGAGUCUCGCGCGACCGUCGCCAUGCCGCCGAUGCCUGGGCCGCCCCUGGCGAUGCGGCCCAGGGCCGAGCCUCCGACCGGCGCGGUGCCAGUAGCUAUUGUGGGCGCCUCCACUCCGCAGCGGGAUUGCAGAGCUGCCGGCCGGGCCGGCGUCGACACGCAGUCAACCGAGGAGUCUUCGUGCGAGGAACUCACCCGCAAGCGGGCGGUGGUGGGGCCCAUCGACUUGGGUUCGCCACCCGAGCCUGCUGGAUUUCGCAGUUGGCUUGCGGACGUGCGCACUAAGUGCACGGCGGCGUCGAACAGGUCACAGCAGCGCAAGAUCAGGUACAUCAAGGGCGCGGAGGGCUGCGCCGACCCAGCAGCGCUGCUGAUCGCGCCGAGGAAGUGUCAACCGCUCGACGCCGAGCUCUUCUCCGCAGUGAUGCGGUACUCAGCGGGAGAGCUCAAGCGCAAGCUGACGACGUCCUGGGAGCAGUGCUACAAGCAAGGAACCGCUACUCAGGUUGACCUCGCGGCGUUGAUGAAGCACGAGUUCCAGGGCGACCUCAGCCUGUGCCUCGACGGCCUCGACGCCAUACUUGAGUGUCUUCGACUUCCACCUGGCGAAGCUCUUCAUGCUGGUGCCAUGCCGCAGCUGCAGAAAUUCAAGCUUUUGGCAUUGGAUUUCGAGCUCUGCGAUCGCGCCGACGAGGGCUCGACGGACAAGACCGUGCAGUUCCUGCACGACAGGGCCAGGGACUACGUCAGGCGCAAGGAGAUGCAGGACGUCGUGGACUCCCUCCUGAAGCCAGCGCCCAGAGUAACGCCAGUGAGGCCGAAGGGCGCCGGCAAAGGUGACAAGGUCGUCGAAGGCGCUGGCGACGCCACCUACCAAGCCGAAGGCUGCAAGGCCAAGGCGAAAGCUGAGGCCGGUGCCAAGGCCAAGCCAGCGCCGAAGGCCAAGACUUCGGCAGAGCAGCCCCAGGAGCGCAUUCCAGCACUGCGCCACCACGUCAAGAGGGGCAAAAUUUGCAGGCACGGCAAGGACUGCAUCUUCAGGCACUACUCCACCCCGCCGACCAAAGGCGACACCGAGGCGAUUGAGCCCGGUACCCUCGCAAAGAUGCCAACGGGCGCCACGGGGUCUGGAGCCGCCGCAGACACGCCCAAGAAACAGAUGAUCCGCAAUAUCCAGGCGUCUGUGCACGACGAGUGGGCGCUCGACACGGCAGCUGCCCUCGACGUAGCCGACCCCAGGGUCGUCGCUUCCAAGGGCAAGUCGGAUGUCGCCACCGCCCUGCGGUCGGCGGGGGGGGCCGUCGACUCGAGCGAGACCGCCACUAUUGACCUCGCGCCCAUCGGCGAAACAAUCACGGCGCAUGUCUUCCCAGACGCGCCCAAUGCUCUGGCCAUCGGCUUCUAUCGGUUGCCCUACGCGGACAAACCGUCCUUCAUAUCGCCGUCCGGGGCGCCUUGCGAGGUCGAGAUGGACGAGAAUUUCGCGCCGUUCUUUCGCAGUCGACGGCCUGGGCGAGGACGAAACGCGAUCGCAGUGGCAGCUGCGGCGCUCUCGCCGGCCACGCCCGACCUCGAGCGGCGGCAGGAGAGCGUCGUCGACAUCGAGCCCAGCAUCCAACCGAUACCAGAGGAGCCCGACGCAGCAGACAGUUCCGAGCGGACUCUCCUGGCAGACGUCCGGAGGGUGUUGGACAUGGCCGACGGGAAGGAGCACGACGCAGUGGCCGACGUCAUCGCCAACGAUUCCAAGUUCGAGGUCACGCAGGUGGACGCCAAGAGCAUGCACCUGCCCCGCUUGAAGGGGUGCCCGGUUUGUGACGACGCGAAGCACCUGAAUAAGCAUGAGCUCCGGCGCUCGGAGCCCAUGGUGCGCGUAGCUGGCCAGGAUGCCGUCCACAAGCCUUUCGGGGCCAUGAUGCACAUCGAUUGGCUGGAGAUCCGCCGUGGCGCUCAGGCCUUCAAGACGGCGCAGCGCGCGCUGAUGUUUACGGAUGACCUCACCAUGUUCUUCGGCGUUGGGCCGUCGAAUUCCAAAGAAGCCAGCGCGGCGCUGGAGCUGAUCCAUCGGCGCGACGAGGUACCUCUUGCCAUUCGGAGGGCGGAAAGGACGAAUCGGACAGCGUCGGAGGGCGCGAAGGCCUUGCUCAUCCAGUCUGGCCUGGACGAGGCGUGGUGGGCGAUGGCACUGCUCUUGUGGAUCGCCAUGUGGAACGGGUUCAUGGUCGGGAAGGACGGCGCGACCCCUUACUUCAGGAGGCACGGGGCGCACGCACCGCACAAGCAGUACGCCUUCGGCGCCCUAGUGCUGUUCCACCUGCACAGGCCAGCGCCGCAGCAAGGAGCGAAACCGCAGCAUGACAAGCUGCAGUCCUGGCUCGUGCCCGCCGUGCUGAUCGAGGUCACCGCCGGGCCAGGGGAGCGGUGGGCAUCCAGCAACGGAGUCAUCCCUCUGUCGAGGUUUACCUCGGAGAGUCGCGUCUCCAAGGUUGCCAUCCGACGGGCGAUCGACGUGGUGUUCCCGGAGAGCCGCGUAGACAAGACCUCACCGACGCCCCACGUCGCGGACGACAGCGGCUCAUGGGAGAUCCUGGAGGAGAGGGGCGACGUCGACGCGGAGGCGGAGUUGUUCGACGGGGCGUGGAAGGAGAACGCCGCCAAUUUCGAUUGGAACGUGCCUCUAGGCCACGUACUGGCUCUCGAGCCAGAUACCCACGGCGUCGAGGUGCAGCAUGAGGUCGUUGCGCCGGCAGGCGACUUCCAGCCAGUAGAGGCCGACGCGGUGGAGGCGAGGAAGGCCGUCGACGACAUCCAGCCUGAGAUCGCGAUCGUAGACGGAAGAACCGCUCCCCCUGGUUGGAGGAUCGACAGGUUCGGGCACAGCGACAGAAUCCGCCUGGCGCACGUGCCGCCAUGGUCACGACGCCCGCCAACAUGCGAGCUCGAGGUGUGGGUUGGCGUCGGGCGAGCUGCUCAGGGGCGAGUCGAUGCUCCCGGCUUCGCGGCGCAGGAGGCCAGAAGGUCUGCUCGGCUACAGGCCAAGCGAAGAGGCGCGGUCGCACGGGCCACUCCCCUGGCAGCAGUCGCGAGAGGUAUAACUCCGAUUGCCGAGUGCCCCAGGCCGCCAGGGAGCGACUUGGAGAGGGCCACCGCGACCCUCGAGCUGAGCGAUCCGAUUCCUCAGCCAGCGUGCCCUGCGAUGGCGCUGCGCCCGUCAGCGACGCACCUCGCCCAGCAGGCUCGCAGCUUGAUCAUCACGGGCGACUGCCGUUUCCUAUUGUUGCAAGUGGGGUGCUCCGCGGACGGCGAGCUCUGCGCGGCCGUCCAGGAGCAGCGCCUUGCGGUGCGCAUCACCGCCAG